This is a messenger RNA of Salvelinus namaycush (lake trout), 1084 nucleotides long. RefSeq names its product guanine nucleotide binding protein (G protein) alpha 12a (gene gna12a). The record is from RefSeq and is a predicted model, not a curated record. Gene Ontology annotation, biological process: Rho protein signal transduction; adenylate cyclase-modulating G protein-coupled receptor signaling pathway. The transcript is spliced from 5 exons. Lineage: Eukaryota; Metazoa; Chordata; Actinopteri; Salmoniformes; Salmonidae. The coding region runs from base 1 to 834 and encodes 277 amino acids. Gene Ontology annotation, cellular component: heterotrimeric G-protein complex; brush border membrane. Gene Ontology annotation, molecular function: G-protein beta/gamma-subunit complex binding; GTPase activity; D5 dopamine receptor binding.
AUGCGUGUUUUGGUGGAUGCACGGGACAAGCUGGGGAUUCCGUGGCAGAACUCUGAAAACGAGAAGCACGGCAUGUUUGUGAUGUCAUUUGAGGGGCGUGGUGGAGUGGCCAUAGAACCAAUAGAAUUCCAGCUUUAUGGUCUGGCGCUGGAUGCUCUGUGGAGGGAUUCUGGGAUACAGGACGCCUACGCACGACGCAGUGAGUUUCAACUGAGUGAGUCGGUGAAAUACUUCCUGGAUAACCUGGACCGGAUUGGCCAGCCGAACUAUAUCCCUAGUCGGCAGGACAUUCUGUUUGCACGGAAGGCGACUAAAGGAAUCGUAGAACACGACUUUGUCAUAAAAAAGAUUCCGUUUAAGAUGGUUGAUGUGGGGGGUCAGAGGUCACAGAGACAGAAAUGGUUUCAGUGCUUCGACGGAAUCACAUCUAUACUGUUCAUGGUGUCAUCAUCCGAGUACGACCAGGUUCUGAUGGAGGACCGGAGGACCAAUCGGCUGGUAGAGAGUAUGAACAUCUUCGAGACGAUCGUGAACAACAAGCUCUUCCUCAACGUGUCCAUCAUCCUCUUCCUCAACAAGACUGAUCUGCUGGUGGAGAAGCUACGCCAGUCUGACAUCACUAAACACUUCCCUGAAUACAGGGGAGACCCUCGCAGGCUGGAGGACGUACAGGCGUUCCUGGUGCAAUCGUUCAGUCGUAAGCGGCGUAACCGUGGGAAACCUCUGUUUCAUCACUUUACCACGGCGAUCGACACGGAGAACAUCCGCUUCGUGUUCCACGCUGUUAAAGACACCAUCCUGCAGGAGAACCUCAAAGACAUCAUGCUACAGUGAUACACACAUUAUAUACACACACACAGACUGUUAAAGACACCAUCCUGCAGGAGAACCUCAAAGACAUCAUGCUACAGUGAUACACACAUUAUAUACACACACACAGACUGUUAAAGACACCAUCCUGCAGGAGAACCUCAAAGACAUCAUGCUACAGUGAUACACACACACAUUAUAUACACACACACACACAUUAUAUACACACACACAUUAUAUACACACACACACACACAUUUUAUACACACACACA